Molecule: messenger RNA, 664 nt
Organism: Hyaloscypha bicolor E
Lineage: Eukaryota; Fungi; Ascomycota; Leotiomycetes; Helotiales; Hyaloscyphaceae
Exons: 1
Coding region: 16-414 (132 amino acids)
Source: RefSeq, a predicted model, not a curated record
ACUGUACAAAUAAUAAUGUCGCGGCACGACGAGAAAGUAUCUCCUUUACGUCCAUCCGGGUUGACGGAGCAGGCCUACCCUACCGAGCACUCGCAACUCGCCUGCCCUCCUUGGGAGCAUCGCUUCGUUGAAGCUCCCGAAAAUCAGGGAGAGCCUUCUUGGCCUUGGCUGCCGCUGCUGGUUGCCGCUGCUGCUGCUGCUGCUCUCUUCCCGAGUCACUCCCCCUCCUUCGCCUCGUUUUCGUUCCACAGUUUCAAUCUCGCCGCGCCCCCGGAGCCCUGCUGCUCUGCUGCUCUGCUGCUCUGCUGCCCUGCUGCCCCAGUAUUUCACUCGUUCAGACGUACGUCGCCCAAUCCAAAGCCCGGGAGUACGCAGGGCUUGUCCAGAGGCCAACAGGAGAGCAGGACAGGCUGACAGCAGGCCAGGCGAAACCACCAACCACCAACCACCAACCGCCCAACCGCAGGCAGCUCCAGGGCUUCGGGGGAGAAAAACCUCGAGCGCCACCAAGCUGCGCUGCUCCCAUCCACAGCGCACCCACCCCUGGCCUGUGAGGGUCGACCACCGGGUUUCUGGGCCCAUCUGCAUCUGGUGGCCCCCAUCUGCAAUGCUGCACUUGUCUCUCGCUCGCCGCCGCCGCUCGCUGGCCUCAGCUUCACCCUCG